AUGUCACUCCGAUCUAACCGUGUCCUCAAAGGGGCAAAGGGCGCCUACAGAUUGCUUGAGCCCUUGAGGUCCAACACAAUCUUCAAAGCACAGUCUGUACACGUCCCUGAUGCCGAACCUAGAUUUUUCAUGAUCAAAAGCGCCCCUCCACCCACCCCGCAAGAAUCCAUCCCAAAAACUCCAGGUCAGCGAUCGCCUGCAAUGGAAAGAAUGGCUCUUGUCCGCGAGUAUGAGAUAUACGAGGGGCCCGGUCCUGUCAAGACUAACCCCUUCAUAAGAAAGCUUCAUGAUGUUGUCGGACAAUGGGAUAUGGUUGAGGGGCGCGGUCGUGCUGGCUUUGACAAGACCUCCGAGGACCCGCCAUGUUUGGUUUUCGAAUGGAUGGAGCAUGUUUUGUGGAACGUGCGCGCAGAGCCAUACCGCGAAAAAUCUGUCCUUCCCAAGAUGAUUGCCCGUUCGGUUUUGGAAGCACUCGAUAUUUUCGCAUCUGCAAAUGCGAUGCAUACCGAUGUCAAUCCGAACAAUAUCUUUCUGUCAAAUAUUGACAGCGCUUCUCCGGUGGUGAAGUUGGGAGAUCUUGGAAACCUGAUGCGGGAGGGCUUCAACAAAUAUCGCAUACAACCUAUUGGGUGUAGGGCGCCGGAGCUAACGGACCAGCUCGCGCACUGGCUGGGGCAUAAGGCCAUCUUCGGUAUUAGUGAUAAAGUCGUUGAAGAUCUUACCGAAUCCUGGUGCAUUGCCAAGAUCGACCGACUAAUUGGCCCACUGGGUCCACCUGUCCAAAACCCGGAGUACGAGUCGGAAUUCCGUAUGGCUGGUGAAUUAUCUAUGGGCACAUAUAUACAUCCUGAAAUCGAUGGGCCAGUACCUUAUAUUGACGUGAGCACUCUACGUCAGGAGCUUGAAUCUCUAUCUGGCCCCAAGGUGGAUCCGGGGCUCCUAGACUUCAUCGAUUCUCUCCUCAUCGUGGACCACACCAAAAGACCAACCGCUGCAGAGGCUCUAAAGCACCCCUACCUACACUCCACUGAAGUCUGA
Letharia lupina is the source of this 1038-nucleotide messenger RNA. RefSeq lists its product as uncharacterized. Gene Ontology annotation, cellular component: nucleus; cytoplasm. Gene Ontology annotation, molecular function: ATP binding; protein serine/threonine kinase activity. NCBI's taxonomy places the organism in Eukaryota, Fungi, Ascomycota, Lecanoromycetes, Lecanorales, Parmeliaceae. The coding region runs from base 1 to 1038 and encodes 345 amino acids. Gene Ontology annotation, biological process: intracellular signal transduction; protein phosphorylation. The record is from RefSeq and is a predicted model, not a curated record. The transcript is spliced from 5 exons.